ACUGUCGAUAGAGGUCGAGUCAAAUCUAGCUGCUCUGAAAUGGAAAAGUCACGUAUUGCAGUGGUUGUUGUCAUGCUGCUAUGUCUUGCUGCAUCUGAAGAAGUUCCUCCAAAAGUCGCCGUCCUAGAAGAGGGACAUCGGUCAGUCAUCGCCCCCCAUACCCUCCCAGUCACAACCUACACUGACCCUGGUGCACCCGUCGAGAAGUCCCCACCGCCGUUUGCCGCGCCGCCUCCUCCCCACAUCUACAACAAGGCCGUGACUACAAAUGGCAACGUCGACCACGUGGUUGCUGCCGAUGAUGUAGGUUCUCCAACCAUCAAUGCUCCUGAUCCAGUUGCAGUUCCUGCCGCCCCCGUGUCUGUACCUGCCGUCUCCGUUUCCGCACCCGCCCUCGCCGUUUCUGCACCUCAACACGAUUCUCGGACCCCAGAAGCUCAACCUCCUGUCAAGGCUCAUUCGGAUACACCCAAGGCUGAGCGACAAUACUCCAACACAGGGAACUCGUUGUCCUUUAGUUCAUCUGCUGGCGACGGACCUGGUAAGAGGCAGUGCUCCUUUUCAGUGUCGACCCCCGACAACUUCCAUGCCUCAAGUGAUGGUUUUGGCUAUCCAACGUUUAUGGUAGAAGGAGCCUUCAAUGAUAACCAGCUGGCAAAGGGAAUUUUCACUAAAUAUUUGGGACACCCCAACACUGGACUUAAUCUACCUGGCGUCUCAGCAGCUGCCAGAGAAAUAGGGAUUCCAGGCUUUGGUGGGAACCAUGUUGAUGGAUUGUCUUCCCUUGGAGAUAGAGGCCAAGGUAACCAUGGUGAACCUCAUGGUUUUGACGUCAACGGCAUGUUCAACCAGAUCGGUAAAAGUGUGGACAACAGCAACAUCGGCGACUUCCAGCACGCCACUCCACAAUUUCCUGACAACGUCAUUCAACCAGGGCGUGGUUUUGGGUUCAAUCCUCUGAGGUCAAACAUUCAGUCCCGGGACCCCUUCUCUAACUUUGGGGGACUUCCGUUCAGGAGGAGAAGAGAGGCCAUUCCAUCUGGGCUUGGCGGAAAUGAAGUGCAGUCCGUGUGCCCUUUUACCAGUGACUACAUCCGCAGCUUCAAGAAGUACAACACCGUCUGCUUUGUCUACAAGCCAGAGAUGCAAGGUCACAAGGUCGCCAAAUGCGGCCAAGAACAGUGCAGCCACUGCGGGACAGGAGCAGGGAAGUGUGUGGCCGAGCAGAUGUCAGGGUGGCUGUGGGCCUACUGUCAGGCGGGACCUUCCGCCAGGAAGCUCAGCUUGGAGUAUAUAGAGUACCCCGCCUACUGCGUGUGCAAGACCAUCACAUGCUAGAGAUGGUGCUGGAUGAUCAUACUGCGUUUUUGUGCAACGAAAUAUGGAAUUUCGUGUAGUGUACUCAAAAAUGUUUAUUAGUAUACCAUAAGGUCACACAUUAACGUUUUCGCUUCCUUGUCAGAAAUUAGUUGCCGGUGAAGAGGUUUAGAAUUUACAAUUUCUUCAUGUCAAAACUUCUCUAGGCUUAUUUAUGCAUAUUUGUGAUACUCAUUAUCCAUGUAUAUAUUUAACAAACAGGAAAUCGAUAAACAUGGAGAAUUCAUAGAAUUUAGCUUCCAGUUUUCUGGCAAGAAGGUAGUAUUUGCAAAAUAUAGUUCUUCAUUAAUGCAAGCUAAGGCACAAAGCGGAUGAAAAGUGAACACAAGUCUAAAGCAUCAGCGAUUCAAACAAAAGCAUGUUAUUAAAUUCUUGUCCUGCAAAGAGAGGUGCAAAUCAUCAAUCGAACUAUCGGUUCAUCGCAAUUAUCCUUGACCCUAUGGCAAUUCACUGAUGGCAAGUACAAACAUCGAAAGUAAACAUCGAUGCCUCGCUACAAUGUCCAUAGGAUCGAUAAACGGGUGAAUUAAGAAGUGAUUACAUUAACGAUUUAAUUUCCUCUGAUUUUGGUCCAAUAUACAUCUUGCUUGAAGAGACAAGUGGUUCUCCAUUAAGAAAAUGUUCAUAUUAUUCUAUCUGACAAUUAUUA
Haliotis rufescens (red abalone) is the source of this 2026-nucleotide messenger RNA. RefSeq lists its product as uncharacterized. Lineage: Eukaryota; Metazoa; Mollusca; Gastropoda; Lepetellida; Haliotidae. The record is from RefSeq and is a predicted model, not a curated record. Bases 40 to 1338 code for a protein of 432 amino acids. The transcript has 5 exons.